Messenger RNA from Sceloporus undulatus (fence lizard), 5154 nucleotides. It is a transcript of the gene ANKS6, whose product is annotated as ankyrin repeat and sterile alpha motif domain containing 6. Gene Ontology annotation, molecular function: protein binding. Bases 8 to 2674 code for a protein of 888 amino acids. The record is from RefSeq and is a predicted model, not a curated record. Lineage: Eukaryota; Metazoa; Chordata; Lepidosauria; Squamata; Phrynosomatidae. The transcript is spliced from 16 exons.
CGGGGCGAUGAUGAUGAUGAUGGGGGAGUGCGGGGUGCCGGGGGGCGUCCAGCUGCUGCUCCGGGCCUGCGACCAGGGCGACUGCCAGAGCGCCCGGCGCCUCCUUUUGGGGGCUCCCGAGGAAGACAACGCCGAGGCCCCCAACAGCGGGGCCUCCUCCGCCUCCGCCUCCUCCUCUUCGCCACCACCGCCGCCGCCUUCGCCUGGUUCGGUGGCCGUGGACGGGGCCGACGAGGCCGGCAACACGGGGCUGCAGUUCGCGGCGGCGGGGGGCCACGAGGAGCUGGUGGGCUUCCUCCUCCGGAGAGGGGCCUCGGUCCAGAGCAGGAACCACUGCGGGUGGAGCCCCCUCAUGCAGGCCGCCAGGUUUGGACAUCUGACUGUGGCUCGCAUCUUGCUGGAAAAUGGCGCUGACCUUAAUGCACAGAAUAAAUUGGGAGCCAGUGUACUUACCAUGGCCUCCAGGGGUGGCCACGUCAGUGUGGUGAAGUUGUUGCUGGAAGCUGGUGCUUAUGUUGACAAUUAUGACCACUUGGAUACUGGCUUAGACAACAGUAAAGAGGAAUUGCCAGCUAUCACCCCGCUCAUGGCGGCUGUCCAGCAUGGACAUGAGGCAGUUGUCCAUCUUCUGUUGGACUGGGGAGCAGAUUGUAACUACACUGUGAAGACUAUGGGCUGGACUCCAUUAAUGUUGGCAGCAGUUAGCGGAAGGGUGAGCUUGGCCCAGCAACUUAUGAACAAAGGAGCCAAUCCUGACCAUCAGAAUAUGCUGCAUAAAACACCAUAUGACAUAUCUGUUGAUUUCAAACAUGAGGAGAUGAAAGAUUAUUUGGCACCUAUAACAACAGUUAGACCCCAGACAGAUAAACAGAAGCGGCAACCUGAUAUCUUCCAUGCUUUGAAGAUGGGGAACUUUCAGCUGGUUAAAGAGAUUACUGAUGAAGACCCAGCACAAGCCAAUGUCAUUAAUGAUGAUGGUGCUUCCCCACUCAUGAUUGCAGCUGUAACUGGACAAUUAUCCCUUGUACAGCUACUUAUUUCAAGGAAUGUGGAUAUUGACAAACAAGAUAAUGUUCAUGGUUGGACAGCACUAAUGCAGGCUACCUAUCAUGGAAAUAAAGAAGUUGUUAAGUAUUUAUUAAAUCAAGGAGCUGAUGUCAACCUACGUGCUAAAAAUGGAUAUACAGCUUUUGAUCUGAUAAUGCUUCUGAAUGAUCCAGAUGCAGAACUUGUGCGGUUGCUAGCUUCUGCCUGCAUGCAAGUAGACAAAGAAAAGAAUAAACAGAACAACAAAGCAACCAUAGCUUCUUCAAGAAAUAAGCAAUCAGUGGAUAUUCCAGUGUUACCUGAUGACAAGGGAGGAUUGAAAUCAUGGUGGAGCAGGAUGUCUAAUAGGUUUCGGAAGCUGAAGUUAACCCAAACUUUGAAUCAUGGAUUUUCCAUAAAUCCAUCUAUGCCUUUUCCAGAAGAGUCUAAAUCACCAUUUGAUUGUACAAUGAAGGCCACAGAUCAAAGUGACAGUGCUUUAAAUCAUGAUGCCAUUGCAGCUUGGACAACAAAGAGCAAGUCUAAUGGUAUAGGAGUCACAAAAGCAGGAAAGGACACUGAAUUAUUGACAACAGUGUUAAGAAGUGGGGCUCCAUUUACAAGAUUACCUAAUGACAAACUGAAGGCUGUAAUUCCACCUUUCUUGCCUCCGUCACGUUUUGAGCUAUGGAAUUCUGACAGGACACAAACAAACAAAGAUGGCAGCACAGAGCAAACAAGGCUUGGCCUUCCACACAGAGCUACCAAUCACAACAGCAGCGAGAGUGGAAGUUAUGACAAAGGAUCCUUAACUAGAAAUGCCAGGCCCAUUAAACUGUCAGCCUUUGCAAGAAGACCUCCUACACCUUCCAACUCCAGUAAUUUCAACCAUUCCCCUCACUCUUCUGGUGGAUCCAACAGCAUUUCAGGAGUUAACAGACAUGGUGGAGAAAUGCAUAAUAAAUCAGGUGGAAGUGCCGAUAGUGUUUUGUCUCAAAUUGCAGCUCAAAGGAAAAAAGCUGCUGGUUUAUCAGAACAAAAACCAAGCCCAACAGUAGAUUCAAUUCCUUCACCUUCUCCUCCUGCUGUAGAAAGUACACAGACCAUCAUCAAUGGACAUAUUCUGAAGAAGUUGGAUGUGAAGAAGAAGCCAUCAUCAGAGAAUUCCUCUACUUCCAAAAGCACAUCCCCAACUCUCACACCUUCACCAUCACCAUCAUUGUCACCCAAGGUGCAAAGUGCAGAGUCUACUGUCUCUUCCUCUCAUCGGCAAGGAAAAAGUAGUGGUGGUUCCAGCAGCGGUACUCUAACUGAUGAAGAUGAACUCACAGGCAUCCUUAAAAAACUCUCACUUGAGAAGUAUCAGCCUAUUUUUGAAGAGCAGGAGGUGGAUAUGGAAGCGUUUCUUACUCUUACAGAUGGUGAUUUAAAAGAACUGGGAAUUAAAACUGAUGGUUCUAGACAACAAAUUCUCGCAGCUAUUUCGGAAUUGAAUGCAGGAAAGGGACGAGAGAGAAAAAUUUUGCAAGAGACUAUACACAACUUCCAUUCAUCCUUUGAAAGUAGUGUUAGCAACACCAGCCCUAGAAAAUCUCAGUCAUCAGGGAACUGGGUAAGGCCACAAGAACCUUCUCCCACAAAGAGGUAGUCUUUGAACCAAGAAGUCCUACUGUUUUGAUAUCGGGACUACAAAUAAUCGAAUCCAGCUGCCAAGAAUUAAAAAAUAUAUAAUGAACACUUUUAUAACAACUUUGCAUUACAGAACUUGCAGGAAAGAUGCUGUGCCAUAUCUUUCUUUCUGCAAACUAGACUCAGUUUUAAUUAAAUAUAAAUAAAUUGCUCAUUUAGUUAGUUUGAUGGUUUCAAGGCUGUGGAAGACUGUCAGGGAAGAACAGUACUGCAAAAAGAGAAAAUGUAUGGAUCAUUUAAUGCAAAAGCAGGAACAAAAGUCUUGCAGAAACUCUUUCAAAACCCGUAGGGGAACAGAUAAAAAUCAGAACAUUAGAGAAGAGUCGUCAAAGCAUCUGUAAGUUAUUGGAAGCUGGAUCAACACUAGCAAAAAAGCCCAUAACCACCUCGAUCCUGUUGCUUUAGAAACACAAGACGUUUGACCGCUUUCACAGUGAAAGGACUUCGUUUAGGCUUCAACACGAUUUAGAAAAAGUCACUUUUUACUUCACAGUUGCCAGAAAAUUUUUUGUCCCCUUAUUUUUUUAUCAUUGUGGCAUCAGUGGGUGGGGUGGGGUUGAGACAGAUUGGUGGGUGGCAUUCCUCCCCUGAGUGUACUCUCUCCAUUUUAUUGUUAACAUUCUGAGGAGUUGUAUUAUAUGAUUUCUACCCACCCUAACUGUGGUUCCUAUUCAUGAGGAAUGUCUCUUUCAUCAAAGAUGGAGGGAGGCUUGAGUAGUUGCUGCAUUGGAAUCCAUCUGUUUUCCCAGUAAAUGGGGUAAAAUAGCAUGGUUGGUGCAACUGCAGGGUAACUCGGUUGCUCAGCAGCACCUUGGCCAAACAGCUUGCAUCAUCCCUUGCUUUGCCAUGGCACUGACCAGGGGGAGGUCUAGCAGAGUCAACUUAUCACAGCUGACUGCUAAAUUUUGCCCUGUUUGGCUGAGACACUGCUGAGCAAAUUGGCUUGUUCUUCCUUCUCUUUCCCUCACUGAUUAUGAUCAGCAGUGUUUUUGGUCAAUGGUGAAGAAGUAGAUCACACUACACAAUGGUUUUGCAUAGACAUGUUAUAUAUAUAAAUAUAACUUUAUUACGGCCAAUUGGCCAGCACGAUUACAAAAUUCCAGUUUAAAACACAACAUAGGUUCAUGUACAGAUUGGAGAGUAUAAAAAAUUGACGGUCUAUAAAAAAUAAGGAUAAAAAGCAAGGAUAGGACUGCACGAUCAGGCAAACACACAACAAUAAGUAGGCUGCCAUCACCUCGCAAACAACUCUAUCAUUGUGUAAUAGAGCACCACAUUCGAGACAAGUUAUAUUCACCUCAUGUGCAUCACCCCAACUUCUUUAAGAAACACAGACACACUUAAGGUGGAAAAAUGAAAUGCUCAGAUACAGGAUGGGGGACACCUGGCUGGUGGAACACAGUCCCUUGGAGAGUGAUGGAAUGAUGGAGUCUGCUUCCUUAGAGGUCUUUAAGCAGAGGCUGGAUGGCCGGGGAUGCUUUGAUUGAGAGUUCUGCAUGGCAGGGGUUGGACUGGAUGGCCCUUGUGGUCUUUUCCAACUCUAUGAUGCUAUGGUUCAAUGAUUCUAAAUGUGACCAAUAAAUUAUAUGUUUUGGACCAAAGCUGGAAUUUUACUUACCUUGCACAAUAGCCAGUCUAGUGUUGCAAAAGGUGAAUGAAACUGCUUAAUAUUCAACCACUGUGUACUCUAGUGAUGCCACUGGAUCUGCCAGAGCAGCAGCCAGCAGUCCCUUCCCUCUUCCUCUCACUCCUGUCAGCACACUGCCCACCCACCCCAGCUCACUCCUCAUCUCCUCUCCUGUCCUGCUCCCUCUGUCCAUGCACCAUCUACCUUCCAGCCCAUGUGUGUGUGUUGGGAGACAUUUUUAAAAUUCACCAUUACUCAUGAUCACUCACUGGGGCACAAAGGGGGAAAUGGGAUUGGAUGUGGACCCACUCAAUGAGAGGGCAGGGUAGGUGGUAACAUUAACAGAAAAUAAGAAAGGCUACUGGUUGAUAGGUUUAAUGAAUGGUGGGAAGGAAAAAUAAAGUGGAGUCACUGCAUUAGGGUGACUGAAAAUAACUUGAUGCAGUGAUCACAUGAAACCAUUUUAUCCUAAAGUGAGUUUAGGGGGUGGGGAAAUGCUGUGGCUGUCAAUACACAUUCGGUGCAGAUUAUAACAGUUAAAUGUGACACUAUAUGAAGUCAAACGUGUACAGGAUAAUGCACAGUAAAACUGAAUUAUUUUGCUAGUUUGAAUCUGACUGGAAUCUGCCUAUAGCAACCUCUGAACUGACUGUGAAUAUUAAAGUAAUGACAUGAAUGGAGGACACAACAUUUAAGGAAGACUGCUGUAGCUUUGUGAGCAGAACUAAGGUCUAUUGCUGUGCUGCUGGACUAUGCCCAAGAUAUAUUUUUCAUUAAGCAACAAAUACAAUUUAUAUUGGUGAAUAUCUAAA